This is a messenger RNA of Callorhinus ursinus (northern fur seal), 4554 nucleotides long. It is a transcript of the gene PRRC1, whose product is annotated as proline rich coiled-coil 1. Gene Ontology annotation, molecular function: protein kinase A regulatory subunit binding. Gene Ontology annotation, biological process: activation of protein kinase A activity. Gene Ontology annotation, cellular component: cytoplasm. The record is from RefSeq and is a predicted model, not a curated record. Lineage: Eukaryota; Metazoa; Chordata; Mammalia; Carnivora; Otariidae.
UGGAGGCGGGGACGCGCGGCGGUGAGCUCCUGCCGGCAUCUUCGUGGUCUUCUCGGAGCCGUAGUCUUAGCACCCCGAGCUCUCUGUCCCGCACCUUGCAGCUCCCACGCAGACACUCCCUCGGGCCUCCAGUAAACCGUAACUGAAGAAAAAUGAUGGAAGAGAGCGGAAUAGAGACAACCCCCCCGGGGACCCCUCCACCGCACCCUGCGGGACUGGCCGCAGCCGCUGUGGCUUCCACCCCUCUGCCUUUAGCUGCAACCAGUUCUUUCUCUUCUCCGAAUGUGUCGUCCAUACAGUCCUUGCCGCCACACGCGUACUCCACCCCUCAGCCGUCCCUCCCUCCUGUGAGGCCCUCGGCACCCUUGCCCUUCGUGCCACCUUCACCGGUCCCUUCUGUUCCAGCCCUUGCUACUUCCAUCCCACCUCCUGUCUCUCCACCACCUGCUGCUGCCUUCAGUAAUCCUCCUCUGUCCCACUUCCCGGCUACAUCGUCUGCCCCAAGCACUCUUUUAUCUGCACCCUCUUCCGGUCCUCCCACGUCGGGAUUUUCCGUUGGGGCAGCUUACGACAUUACAAGGGGACACGCAGGAAGAGCUCCCCAGACGCCCCUGAUGCCAUCAUUCUCUGCACCUCCGGUAACAGGUAUGUUGCCGACUCCCAUUACUCAGCAAGCCAGUUUGACAUCUCUGGCCCAGGGACCGGGAACCACAUCAGCCAUUACUUUUCCAGAGGAGCAAGAAGAUCCUCGAGUUGGUAGAGGUCAGGAUGAGGCAUCUGCUGGUGGACUCUGGGGUUUUAUUAAGGGUGUGGCCGGAAAUCCUAUGGUGAAAUCUGUGCUUGAUAAAACAAAACAUUCAGUAGAAAGCAUGAUUACAACGCUGGACCCUGGCAUGGCUCCGUAUAUCAAAUCUGGAGGUGAACUGGAUAUUGUAGUGACCUCAAAUAAAGAAGUAAAAGUUGCUGCCGUCCGAGAUGCUUUCCAGGAGGUCUUUGGCUUAGCUGUGGUCAUCGGGGAAGCUGGACAGUCCAAUAUUGCCCCACAGCCAGUGGGCUAUGCGGCUGGAUUAAAAGGUGCCCAGGAACGGAUAGACAGCUUGCGUCGAACUGGAGUGAUCCAUGAAAAGCAGACUGCUGUGUCAGUAGAAAACUUCAUUGCAGAAUUGCUACCUGACAAGUGGUUUGACAUUGGCUGUUUGAUAGUGGAGGACCCCGUCCAUGGCAUUCACCUAGAGACCUUUACACAGGCCACACCCGUGCCUUUGGAAUUUGUACAGCAGGCUCAAAGCCUCACUCCCCAGGACUACAGUCUGAGGUGGUCAGGCCUUCUGGUGACAGUGGGUGAAGUCCUGGAAAAGAGCUUAGUGAACGUGACGCGGACCGACUGGCACCUGACAUUCACCGGCAUGUCUCGCCGGCAGAUGAUCUAUAGUGCGGCCAAAGCCAUUGCUGGCAUGUACAAACAGCGCCUGCCCCCCAGGACCGUGUGACGGAAGACUCACCCAGGGCCCAGACACCACUUCGCUUGGAACUUGGCGGUAAAGACUUUGUCCCAUCCCCAGGUGGAGAGCUCCAGUGGAUGCAGCAGUCUUGAGAAUUUGCCUGUAGGCUGCACUUGAUCUUUCCUAGAAAGGCACGGUGUCAUUCCAGGAGCUGCAAAGAAGCAGAUCCUUGCCGUGAUUGUGUCAUUUCACGUACCACAGUUCUUAGAAAACAAAAUAUAUAAAUAUUUUUAUAGGACAGUUUGAUACACCAAAUUUGUAAGGUGCAAAUUCACGUGCUACAUUUAACUUAAUGAUAUGUACUUGAUUAUUUUGUUUAAGAAGAUACGACUCGUUUAAGAACAUGUCAUUGUUUAUUUCAUGAUUUCUGUCUUCUCAGUCUUUGAUGCUUUUUGUGUGCGCAGGUCAUCUCAGGUCUGACGUUGAGCUGUGUGUUCAAUAGCUGACCCUCAGACACGUACUUGCAGAGAGAUGGCGCACAUUUCUAUGCAUACUUUUUACAUGGGCCAAAUGUGUUUUUGUUUUUUUGGGUUUUUUUGGUUAUCAUGUACGUACACACAUAAUCUAAAAAAAAAAAGUUUUUUUUUUUAAAGUAAGCUUUGGCAUUUCACAGAUUUAGACUCUGAAGCAUUGCAGUAGUAUGUUUUAUUUUCCCUUGCUAUAUGACAACUAAGUGGCCCAUGAUUUGAAGGUAUUUUAAAUCAGAAGCAUUUCGGUUAUUUUUAUAUAAUACUAUUCAGUAUUUCCAAGUGAACUCUGACAACGGCCAUUAUUUCUGCCUCCACUCAUAUAUUCUCAAGUGUCGUAGAGAAAUUUUUCAGAGGAAUUGUUAUUUAUGGAAUUGUAUGCCUCUUCUUUUAGUUAAGGUUACUUAAUAUUUAGUUUGCCUUAAACACUGCUUUUCUAACUUGGUGCCAUUCUGCCUUUACUCUUUAUGGAAAUUUUCAGUGAAACUGUUUUAAUAUUCAACUGGUUUAUCUAGUCCAUCAUGUUUGUAUUUAGUGAAAGCUUCCCCCGCUAAUCCCAAAUAAUAUAUUUUAGCAUUUUUGGAUUUAUAUAAAUCAAAAUUUAAAUAGUUUGUCUUAUACUUUGGACUCUAUGUAUGCAAGUUCCUAUAACUUUUUGAAGAUAGUUUCUUACACAAAUGUAAUAUAAUUUUUAUUUACUCGUCUAUACAGUUCGUUGGCUGUAAAUUAAGUAGCACAAUCUUAUAAAGGGUAUUGAAGCUCUUACCCCACACUGUCACUACAGGUAAUGUUUGCUUUGUAUUACUUUGGGUACUUACUUGAUUUUUGCUUUUUUACCCAAGGAUGAGAAGCAUUAUUUUCACAACUAUAUGUUCAUUUCCAGGCACUGUAUGAUUGCUUGGUGAAAUUAAGACUUGUUUGUCAUUAAAAGUAAGGAGAGAAAAGACAUGUAACCAGUUGCUGCGGCAUAAUAGGGCUAGAAUGCUUUUCUCCCCUCUUUUCUUGCUAUUUGUGCAACACUUUAUGUUUUCUCCAUCUGAUUAAUAAAAAAGAGAGGCCUUUCUGUACCACUUGCUUUUAUCCUUUAUUUUAAAAAAGCUACACUUUUCUAACAGGAUUUUAUCAUGGCAUUGGCCUGGUGACAAAUCACAAUUAGGGAUGAAGGAUGCCCGUACUUGGAAUAUGCAGGUGCAGAUAUGUCACUUUCCCUCCCGUUAUAGGGAAUCUUAGCGAUCCUAAAAAAAAUGUUUUUCUUUUUAUUUUACCAAGUCUCAGAUAGUUUAUGUUUCUGAAGGCUGUUUUCACAGAAUCACAAACAAUGGACAUCCCCUUAGAGGACAGUUUUCCCACAGUCCUCAAAUUCUUCAGUUAUUCUGUAGCUUGGGUGAAGCCAGGUAAUUUUCCCAGCCCUGUUCAUCCGCUGAACCUUCUGCUCUUUGGAACAGUGUGAGGGGGUGAGGAGAAUUAGGGAAAGGCACAUGAAAAAGAUAAACCCAGGAUCCACUUUUGACCCCCAGUUACCGUUGAAAGUCAUCCAAGCAUGACUGACUCCACACACUCUGUUUUCCCCACCUCAUGCUUAUUUUUUCAUCUUUAGAUUUCUUUGUCGUAUGAGGGGCAAGAAAAGUCACUCAUCACUUCGUACGCACCCUGGCGGCUCGAGCCGGGCAGGCCCGUGGUGAGCGUGGGCCCGAGAUAUAUGCGAGCCCUUGGUCCGAGGCCACAUUUCCCCUCACCAGUCACCCAGCCGCCCCUGGUUCUUUGCCCUUCCUGCUCCAUUCCCUCCCGACACUAGCAUUUCUGAGGGACGGUCAGACUCGGGGCUCUUUGCUCUUUUGGUCCCUCAAGCUUCGCAGGAAAACGGGUCUCUAACACAGUUCUUCAGCACUGUCUUGUGGUUGGGUCUGCGAUACUUUGUUCCUCUGAAAUGCUCCAGGAAUCACUCCGUGAAUUUUCUCUGCUGGUACACUUUUUUGUUUUAAUUAAGCAGUGUGAAGGCCACCAGGAAAAAUGAGCAGCAAGAGAAAUGUAAUGUCAACCUUAGGUGACAGAAGGAACUCCGAUGACUCCAUUCAAAACCCUUCGGCUAAUAAGCCUGGACCAGGGCUGUGCCACAGUUGGAAAGCUUCAGGCAGUUCUAGUUUUCUCCUCCUUGUCUCUUAAUUACUUCCCCAUUCUUUGUUCCUUUUUAUCUUAAGGAUUAAUGAGGUAGAAAAUCGAGAUGACUGAAUUUAAACCAAAUGGUAGUAUACUGGUAAGUUUAAGGAAAGUAUGAUAUGCAUGUAUUCAAAAAUUAUGCAAAUUAGCGAUACACUCAGGGUCAACUUAAUUACUUUAUGUGGUUGAAUUUACUUUGUUCCUUGACUACAAAAAAUUCUCAACAGAUAUUUGUUCUCUGAAGCCAAAUUGAUGGUAUUUUGUGAUCCACAAGAUGUUGGGUUAUGCAAAAAUUACUAAGAAACGUGGGUUUUUACUCCCAGAAUAUGAUGUUCAUUCUUAAGAAACUCUGCAGGAUGAUAUAUUGGAUAAGAACAGUUUUGUAAGUAUGUAAAUAUGUCAUAAAUAAAUAAUACCUCAUUUUAUUU